Molecule: messenger RNA, 441 nt
Organism: Aspergillus melleus
Lineage: Eukaryota; Fungi; Ascomycota; Eurotiomycetes; Eurotiales; Aspergillaceae
Product: cytidine deaminase
Exons: 5
Coding region: 1-441 (146 amino acids)
Cellular component (GO): cytosol
Molecular function (GO): cytidine deaminase activity; zinc ion binding
Source: RefSeq, a predicted model, not a curated record
AUGGCUUCUGGUGCUCCGAUCCUUUCUGCAGAGGAGCUGCAGACUCUAUCGUCGAAAGCUAUUGCGGCCAAAGCCACCGCGUACUGCCCUUAUUCCCAAUUUCGCGUGGGAGCAUGCAUCCUGACCCAGUCAGGCGAGUACAUUUCGGGUGCUAAUGUCGAAAAUGCCGCAUAUCCCGUGGGCACAUGUGCCGAACGAGUAGCGUUUGGAACGGCCGUUGUUGCCGGUCAUCGGGCUUUCAAAGCCAUUGCCGUUGCGACGGAUACAAAGACUGCAGCAUCCCCGUGCGGCAUGUGCAGACAAUUCAUGAGCGAGUUCACUGGCCCUUCUUUCCCGAUCUAUAUGUACGAUGGAAAGGGCAACCAUGAUGUUACGACAAUGAACGAGCUCCUUCCCAGAUCCUUUGGACCCGGCGACUUUCCCGGUAAAGAAACGCAAUAG